Molecule: messenger RNA, 1159 nt
Organism: Paramecium sonneborni
Lineage: Eukaryota; Ciliophora; Oligohymenophorea; Peniculida; Parameciidae
Source: the annotation of a GenBank genome assembly
AGAUCAACAAAAACCAAAUAUUGAUUUAUCAAGAUUAGAUGAUGCUGUUAAAAGAAUAUUGACAAUUAAAUAAAAAAUGGGAUUGAUUGAAGUAAGUGAAUCUGUCAGUUAAAUAUAUGAUUUACCAAAAAGAAAAAUGGCUUAAAUAGUAAAAGAUAAAGUAUAAGAAUAUUAAGAUGCAUUGCAAGCAGCACUUUAAUCAUUGGUCUUAUUGUAAAAUAAAGAUGAUGUUAUUCCAGUCAAUAAAAAUUCUAUUCAACAUGUUAUUUUAUUAGGUGAUAGAUAUGUACCUAUUGGAAAUGGAUAAUAUUAAAUAUUUUAAGAUUAUAAUAAUAUAGGAGCAUAAAAUGGUGGAUGGACUAUUAGAUGGUAAGGAUAUAAUGGAAAUGAUUAUUGGACUGGAAAUUUAAAGGAUUAAUCAUAAGCUACCUCUAUCUUAGAUGCUAUCAAAACAAGAUUCUAAGAAGCUUAAAUACAUCACCCAUAAUAUAACGAUCCUACUAAUUAUAAUGCUAUUCUUUAAGACAGAGCUGCAUUCAAAAACAAAUUAGACUCCAUUAAAGAUUAAUUUACAGAAACCAAUACGAUUCUCAUUCAUUUAUUAGCAGAAAAUCCAUAUGCUGAGUAUAUGGGAGAUAUUAAUUGUCAAUAUUGUUAAACUUAAGAUAAAAAAGGUUGUUUAUAUUAAAUGCAUGAUAAUGUUUAUCAAACUCAAUCAUAAUCUACCAGAUUGGAAAUCAAAGCAGGAGCAUAUGAAAAAUAAGUAUUUAUGUCAUUAUAUUUUAGUUAAUUAAUAGUAUCUUUAAAGGUAAAAGUAAGAUCAUCACUGUUUUAAUAAGUGGAAGACCAAUGUUGAUAGAUGACCCUCUAUCUAUAACUCAAGCCUUUAUAGCUGCUUGGCUUCCUGGAACUACUGGAGGUGAAGCUAUUGUUAAAUCCAUCUUUGGUGAAUAUGGAUUUGGAGGACCUGACAAUUUUUUCAAUAAAUUACCAUCUCCAUGGAUUUCUACUCUAGAAUCAAUUAAGGAUUAUCCAAAGUAUGAUUCAGAUCAAGUACCCAAAAUCCUUAAUCCUAAAUUUAAUACUGGAUAUGGACUUUCAACUACCGAAAUCGUUUAUUCUGUUGCUCAAUGAAGCGAUAUAAAUAAUAAUCAAUAAG